Messenger RNA from Zootermopsis nevadensis, 4233 nucleotides. Lineage: Eukaryota; Metazoa; Arthropoda; Insecta; Blattodea; Termopsidae. The record is from RefSeq and is a predicted model, not a curated record.
AAAGCAGAUCCAUAACAGUUCCCCGAAAAGUUGUGGUCAUCUGUUCCUAAAAUACUUCAUGCUCGAAAGCGUUGAAAGGAGGCGCCUAGCACUUCUUGGUGAAGGGUUUUUCUUGGUAGGUGCGAGUUCGUGGCUGAACAUUGUACGAAAGUUCUAGGACAACGCGCUGCAUUACUUGAGUUUUGGAUUGCAACGUAAAACGUGAAGAAUAGGAGUUUGUGUUGGACACUCGGAAGUGGAGAAACAAAGUUUGUGUGUGUUACGUUACCAGCAUUCCUGUAUUUUAUGAUUAAGGGUGCUCAGUAGAAGUUACUUGAUGGCACGCUAAUUGGAAAAUAUAGGGAAGUCGGGAAGGAAAGGGACAGCCUAGAUGUGAGUGGGAGAUUGUCAAGUGUAGCAGGCAUGGCACAUGGUCUGUCAGGACAGGACAGUCUCAACAUAAGUGAUGUCAUUGAAGUCAUCCAGACAACAGACCCAGGGUUUGCAGAUGUCAGCACUUUGUUCUCUGAAACUGACAUGGAGAGCUCCAGGAAGAAGUCUGUGUAUGUUAAGAUCACCGAGCAGCCGGCGUCUAAAGCGCUGCGUUUUCGAUACGAGUGCGAAGGCAGAUCGGCCGGCAGCAUACCAGGAGUGAACAGUACCCCGGAGAACAAAACAUUUCCAACAAUUCAGAUCGUAGGCUACAAAGGUCCAGCUGUUGUUGUUGUCUCUUGCGUCACCAAAGAUACUCCAUAUCGUGCUCACCCACACAACUUAGUGGGGAAAGAGGGGUGCAAAAAGGGAAUAUGUACGACACGGAUUAAUAAUGAGGCUAUGGCUGUUUCGUUCUCAAACCUUGGCAUUCAGUGUGUCAAGAAGAAAGACAUUGAGGAGGCCCUCAAACUUCGUGAAGAAAUCAGGGUGGAUCCAUUUCGUUCUGGCUUCUCACACCGUAAUCAGCCUACUAGUAUUGACUUGAAUGCUGUUCGACUUUGCUUUCAAGUCUUCCUUGAAGAUGGAGAACGUGAUAAGUUCACAUUGCCGCUGGCACCAGUCGUAUCCGACCCCAUCUACGACAAGAAGGCGAUGUCUGAUCUUGUUAUCUGCAAGCUGAGUGACUGCUCGUGUACAGUUGCGGGAGGCAAGGAAAUAAUCCUACUUUGUGAGAAAGUUACAAAAGAGGACAUCCAACUUCAUUUCUAUGAGGAACGAGAUGGGAACAUCUUGUGGGAGGGUUUUGGUGACUUCCAGCCAACACAUGUUCACAAACAGGUCGCUAUUUCAUUUCGGACACCACGCUACAAGUCAUUAGAAGUGGAGGCUCCCAUCAAAGUGAACAUCCAGCUGCGUCGGCCGUCAGAUGGAGCGACUAGUGAACCUCUACCGUUUGAGUAUCUCCCCCUUGAUUCAGAUCCAAGUGUCUUAAAACGAAAGAGGCACAAAUAUGGAGAGAUGGGUCCUAAUACUUUACAGCAGUUAGAGGACAUGGAAAAGUUGAGGAUACAAAAGAUGCAACAUGCAGGGGGCAGUGACCAGGGUCCAAAUAUAGCGCUACCACAUCAAAUGUUGCCAGUCAUCAAGAGAGAACCAACAGAGGCAAAGCUUCCUCCACCGUACGUAUUUCAGGGAGGCAGUAGGUCACCAUAUACAGCCAUGGCAACUCCCUCUCCUCAGCCUUCUAUCUCUCCUCACAGUGUCGGCCGUACCCCUUCACCGAUGGACUACGCCGGGGCUGCACCACACUCGUACCAGGGGUUGCUGGGUUCUGUGACGUACAAUAUGCCAGCAAGGCACACUGACUUCAUGAGUGCUGGAAAAGUGACCAGGAACGUGCCUGUUGACGCAUCUGCCGGAAGUCUGGGUCUGGGUCACGUGAUUCACGGAGUGAGCGAUUUGAGUAGCGGAGGAGGAAUCGGUUUGUUCGAUAACUCUUCUGGGAUGAGCGGUAUUGUCCAUAAUGGGAUGUAUGCUGGAGUGGACAUCUUGCCAGGGAUGGCAAACGGACAUAAUUCAGGCAUGUGCGUUGUUCCAAACUCUGUAUCUGGCAUGAUUGGAAUGAACCCUCUUGGCCUGGGUUCAAUGGGUAUUGCACAAGGACUAGGCAGUGGUGCUGCUGCUGUGUCUGUGAACCUUGCUCCAGGUAUAGGACUGUCUGGAAUGAAUGUUCCAGUGACAUCAAACAUGGCUGCCUCUCAAAAUAUGGGCCAAGCAAUGACUGACAAUAGUAUAUUUGACUUAGACAAUCAGCAGCAGUUUAGUUUAGACUCUGGUGAUUUGGUGAGCAUGGGUUUAAUUGAUCCACAUCUUUCAGAAAAUCUGUCUAGCAAUCUUACCUUAUCAGAAAAUAAGCAACCAUCACACCAAGCAAAAGACAUGGCGGAACCUUCAGAGAACAUGACUGACAGUUUUACGAGCCUCACGAAAGAGAUUAGUACUCUGAAUGACAUGUGUAAGGGAAGUGGCAUGAGGGAUCACCAUUUAACAUAAGACUGAAGGUUUGUGAUGGUGUAUUGUUUCUGGACGUCAUCUGUUAUCCUGAAUUUUUGUCAUAUGAUUAGUCCCUAUUUCUGGAUAGUUGGGUCCAAUGGAGUUAGAUUUUACCUGAGGACACAGAUCCAAGGUGCCGAAACAUGUUUUUUGUAACAAAAAAUCAAGAUGAUACAUAAUGUACGGAAAGAUUAUUGUUUUGAGUGUGCAGUUCCCAUUAACACUGCUCCAGCUUACUGUAACUCAAAACUGCGGUGAAAUAUUUUUGAGACAUAAAAUUCAUCAUUAAACUCACCAAAUGCAGUUAUGGAGUUUUCAAAGCACGUCUUUGACUUCAUUCUUGAUGUUUCUGCGUGAUGGAAAUAGUUCCAUGUUAUGUAGCUGUACAUAGUUUAUUAUAUUGUUGCCAUGUAGUAGAUGUAUAUUGAAAGUUUUUGGUACAUAUUCUUACAGUUUUAUGGCAUGGUUUUUUUUAAUACACUUGUACCUGUGCAUCUGUGCGUGCUGUCUACAUGUACUGCUUAUUAACUGAUUGACAGUGAUAGAAGUGAACUCCUGAUUAUCUGUGUGCUUUUUUACGUAUAUGUAGACGCGUGUUCUAGGAUUUUUGACAUCUUUGUACGCCUUCUUCAGAGGGCAGAGGGGUUAGUUUUUGGAGAGUCUGUAGAAUAUAUGGUUGAACAGAAUGUUUUUUGGUGCUUUACAGUCAUUAUUGGUUGUAGGGCAGGGAUGUUUGUUCCAGCGGCCACAGUACUGGUGAGAGGGGAUGGAACAGGUCUGCUGGUCUUCUCCAACAUUAGGUUAGGUUAGGUUACAGUCAGUUCUUUUACAUCCGUAUUGUGCAUCACUUAUCCGAAAGUGUUGGAUAACACUUGUGGAUCCUAAGUAAAAUGGCUGGAAAAUAUUAGAACACUGUACUGACAGUAAAACAAUAGCUUGUAUUAUUUUUGAAAAAUUUGAGGUUGAAGAAUGGGCAACAGAGUUGGUCAAAAUUUAUGGGGGUAGAAAUUGAGUGAUUCUGUCCAUGAAAUGAUGCUACCGGGCUUACAUUUUUUGAACUUCUGCCAAUGAAGAUGACAGCGUGAUAGUGUUAUGAAAAAAAAGAGUGUUCAGUGAUAUUUGUGUUGUAUCUGGGGCAUGGUCUUCCAUGAAUCCACUGACACUGGUUCAGUCAUAGAGGAAGCUUCUUCCAGAGCUAGAUGAUGAUGAUGAUGAUGAUGAUUUGCGUCGUUUUCCUAACAAAGAAAUUGGCAGGUCAGAAAUUCUUGACAUUGCGUGUGCUCGUAUAAGAAGUUUGAAAGCAUCAACAAAGAAAUGUUGAAGAAUGGCUGCAGACUGACGUGUGUAAAGUGGGCUUCCAGCGCAUGACAGACAUUGUUAGUGAAGGAGAGGUAGGAGAGGAAUUGAGUGAAAUUUUUACUGCUGUGAUGAGGAGUCUAAGCAGUUUACAGAGACAGGUGAUGACUGUAAACUAUUCUUCAAAAUAAUGCCAGUUGUGUAAAAGUGGUAAAACUGUCUGUGAAGUACUGUUAAUGCACCCAAUGAAAUAUUUUGGGUUAUCUGUUUUUUAUUAUUCUUAUUAUUAUUCGCUGCUUUUAGAGGCAUCAGUUUUAAAAGCUCCAAGUUCACUCGUAUCUAGUUUGUCUGCUGUAUGUUACAGCAUUUUACCCUCUUGUUUUCUUGUAAUUGUUAGUAAUUUUACCACAACUUUGAGUUAUAUUCUACUAUUUCCUUUAUCUGGCAUAAAACAUACCACAUGUUAUCUCU